GAGCUCCUGGGAGACCAGGAGGGGGACGCCACUCCACGGGAACCCCUCGGAACACCCCAGAGCCCCACGGAAUCCCACGAGCCCCCCCCCAGACCCUUGCGGACCCUGCCUGACCCCCCUGAACCCCCCUGGAUUGCUCCCGAACCCCUCCAGACCCCCCCGGACCCACCAGGCAGGAGAGUGUCUGCCCCCACUGUGCCCUGGGUGCCCCCGUGGCCAGGACGGAGCUGGAGGAGAUGGAAGCACCCGGAUGCACCGGCUCAGAAUGGCUGGUGGUCCCCAAGGCGGAGGUGACCCCCGAGGAUGACACGGAUGAUCCAGGGGACCCAGAGUUCCACGACUCAGGGCAGUGGCUGGUGCGGAAGGUGAAGGUGGAGGAGGAGGAGGAGGAUGAGGCCGAGGCCUGGGCGGCCCCGCAGCCCCUGCCCGGCGCCUUCCCCCCCGAGCCCGCCGGGACGCCGGGGGUCGCCGGCGCCUGCAAGGAGGAGGAGCCGUGCCCGGAGGAGCUGGGAUACGGGGUGCUGCCGGCCUGGGGGCCGGGGCCGCCCCUGGACGGCAUCGGGAUGGGCUUCGGGAUGGGCAUCGGCGCCGGCGCGGCCGCAGGGAUGAGCCCCGGCCCCGGCGGGUGCGGGCACCGCUCGCAGCCCGGCCCGCGGCCCUUCUGCUGCCCGCAGUGCGGGAAGGCCUUCGGGAAGAAGGCGCACCUGACGCGGCACCUGCGGGUGCACACGGGCGAGCGGCCCUUCCCGUGCCCGCACUGCGGCCGCCGCUUCCGGCAGCGCAUCCACCUGCGCUCCCACCUGCGCACGCACACCGGAGAGCGGCCCUACCCCUGCCCGCGCUGCGCCCGCCGCUUCCGCAAGAAAACCCACCUGGACCGACACCUGCGCACGCACACCGGCGAGCGGCCGCACCCCUGCCCGCGCUGCACCCGCCGCUUCGCCCACCGCCAGCACCUCCUGCGGCACCUGCGCCUGCACGGGGACCCCGCUCCGGGGCACGGGCACCGCGACGGCCCCGGGGACGGCCACGGGGACGUCCCUGCCGAGGAGAAGCCGCUGCUCUGCCCCGGGUGUCAGAUGAGCCUCACCUGGAAGCAGAGCCCGGCGUCGCACCUGGAGCUGCACACGGGAGCGGUGCCGGGAGCUGGGAAUGGACACCUGGAUGAGCCCCAGGACGGGGACAGGGACAGCCCUGCCGAGGAGAAGCUGCUCAUUUGCCCCCAGUGUGGGAUGGGCAUCGCCUGGAAGCAGAACUCGUCGUCGCACCUGUGGCAGCACCUGGAGAGCCAAGCCCUCGGCUGUGCCCAGGACCCGCAGCACCCCCUGCAGCCCCCACAGGAGCCCGGAGCCCAGGACCCCCAGUGCCCCCCCCAGGUGCCCGUGGCUGAGCCUCCCUUCGUCCAGGACCCCCAGCACCUGUCGCAGGUGCCCGGUGCCAACUGCAGCCACGGCUGUGCCCAGGACCCCCCGCCCCUCCUGCAGCCCCCGCAAGCGCCCGGUGCCCAGGACCACCAGCCCCGGCUGCAGGUGCCCGGUGCCAAAAGCGGCCAGAGCUGCACCCAGGACCCCCAGGACCCCCCGCAGGUGCCCCCUGCCCAGCGCCCCUUCACCUGCCCGCAGUGCGGGCGCGGCUUCGGGCGCAAGGCGCACCUGGCGCGGCACCUGCUGGUGCACUCGGGCACGCGGCCCCACGCCUGCGCCCGCUGCGGCCGCCGCUUCAGCUCCAAGACCAACCUGGGCCGGCACCAGGCCGUGCACACGGGGCUGCGGCCCUACCACUGCGCCCGCUGCGGCCGCGGCUUCACCCGCAAGACGCACCUGGAGCGCCACGAGCGCACCCACGGCACGGGCACAAGGACGGGCACAGGGACGGGCACGGCCCCCACCGGUGCGGGGAUGGCCGCAGCCACUGCUGCCACUGGCACUGCUGUCACUGGGUCCCAGCUGGGCUGGCCAGAGCCCCCCGCCCUCUGCCCCUGAACGCCCGGAGGUGCCAGGGGCUCCGGUGGGUGCUGAUGGUGAAUCCCUGGCACUGGGAUGGGCUGUGUUCCCCAGGGCCUGGGAUGUCAGGAUGUGCUGGGUGGUGCCACAGGCCCUGGUGACUGCCAGUGGUGAGUCCUGGCACUGGGACGUGCUGUGUUCCCCAGUAGCUGCCAGUGGCACAUCCUGAGCACUGGGGUGUGCCGGGUUCCCCAGUGGCACAUCCUGAGCACAGGGGUGUGCCAGGGGACCCAGUGGCACAUCCUGAGCACUAGGGUGUGCCGGGUUCCCCAGUGGCACAUCCUGAGCACUGGGGUGUGCCAGGUUCCCCAGUGGCACAUCCUGAGCACUGGGGUGUGCUGGGCUCCCCAGUGGCACAUCCUGAGCACUGGGGUGUGCUGGGCUCCCCAGUGGCACAUCCUGAGCACUGGGGUGUGCCGGGCUCCCCAGUGGCACAUCCUGAGCACUGGGGUGUGCCAGGUUCCCCAGUGGCACAUCCUGGCACUGGGGUGUGCCGGGUUCCGCAGUGGCACAUCCUGAGCACUGGGGUGUGCCGGGUUCCCCAGUGGCCGCCAGUGCUGUGUCCUUGGCACCCUGUGCCGGGCUGUGCCGGUGCCCGCAGCAGUGCCAGUGGUGACCCCUCAGCCCUGGGAUGUGCCUGAAGGUGCCAGCAGGCGCCGGUGCCACAUCCUGAGCGCCGGGAUGUGCCGGGGCCCCGGCAGGGGGAUCCCACAGCAUCCCCCAGGAUCCCGGCCCGCUCUGCCACCUGCAGCGGCGCAGGAGCAGCCCCGGAGCGUGGUGGCCGGUGGCACUGGAAAGCCCCCGGUGAGGGACCGGAGGGACCCCAGGGCGGGGACGGGAGGGCUGUCCCGGCCGUGGGCGGGGGGCAGCGGGGUGAAGCGGAGCUGCCAAUAAAGCCGUUUUUAUGGAA
Haemorhous mexicanus (house finch) is the source of this 2913-nucleotide messenger RNA. It is a transcript of the gene ZNF467, whose product is annotated as zinc finger protein 467. Bases 237 to 1982 code for a protein of 581 amino acids. The record is from RefSeq and is a predicted model, not a curated record. The transcript has 4 exons. Lineage: Eukaryota; Metazoa; Chordata; Aves; Passeriformes; Fringillidae. Gene Ontology annotation, cellular component: nucleus.